GACAAAUUGCCAAAUUGCAAAAAUUGAAGCUUAUCAAAAAAAAAAAAAAAAAAAAAAAUUUGCCAAAUUGCAAAAGGUUGGAGAUGCUUUGGUUUGGAAGUACACAGAUAGAAAUGUUGAACGGCGUCGUUUUCUCUAGAACAACUUACGCCAUUCAUCAUCGUCAUCAUCAUCAUCAAAACCUCGGCCAGAGUCACUGCUUCUCGUCAUCUCUCAAGACUGCUCAGCUCCCAACAAAACAUCGCCGUUACGCCACGACGAUUAAAGCCACUCAAUCCUCGGAUGCUCAUAGUCAUGGGGAAACAUCCGGAUUGCCUGAUAUUAGUUGGGAAAACGUUGGAUUCAAUCAUGUGACAACAGAUUUUAUGUAUGUUAUGAAGUUUUCAGCAGAUGGCGAGUUUUUGUCUGGUGGUUUACAACGUUUUGGGAACAUUGAAUUGAACCCAGCAUCCUGUGUUUUGAACUAUGGCCAGGGAAUAAUUGAAGGUCUGAAAGCACACAAGAAACAUGACAAUUCUAUUUUACUAUUUCGUCCUGAGGAAAAUGGCUUGCGGAUGAAAAUUGGAGCAGAUCGGAUGUGCAUGCCUGCACCAACUAUUGAACAGUUUGUGGAAGCUGUAAAAGUUACUGUUUUGGCAAAUAGACGAUGGGUGCCCCCUCCACAUAAAGGAUUUUUGCACAUUCGACCACUACUUAUGGGCACUGGACCUGUUCUCAGUCUUACACCAGCUCCUGAAUUCACAUUUUUGAUUUUUGUUACUCCAGUUAGAAAUUAUUUUGAGGGGGGUUUGAAACAACUUAACUUGGUGGUUAAAGAAGAAAUUCAUCGUGCAGUCCCUGGUGGAGUUGGAAGUGUAAAAGCUAUAGGAAAUUAUGCUGUGGUUUUGAAGGCACUGAUUGAAGCUAAAGCGGAUGGUUUUUCUGAAGUUCUGUACCUUGAUUCUGUUUACAACAAAUAUCUGGAAGAGGUUUCUACUGCUAACAUUUUUGUUGUGAAGGAUAGAAUAAUCUCUACUCCAGUUUUAGGAGGGACAAUUUUGCCUGGCGUUACUCGAAAAAGUAUUAUUGAAAUUGCUCGCAGCCAAGGGUUCCAGGUUGAAGAGCGGCUUGUGUCAGUUGAUGAAUUGCUUGAUGCUGAUGAAGUCUUUUGUACUGGAAAUGCCAUUUGUUUGUUGCCUGUUGGCAGCAUAACUUACAUGGGUAGAAGGGUGUUGUAUGGAGAAACUGGUGUGGUCUCUCAGCAACUUUUUUCGGCCCUUUCAAAUGUACAGAUGGGUCUUACGGAAGACCAAAUGGGCUGGACUGUAGUCUUGGAGUAGAAAGGAAGAACCUUGUCAAAUUUAACUUGCCAAUUUUAGGAAUAAAUUUCUUAAAACAUAAAUCUCAAUUUUUUAAAACACCACUUAUUUUAAGGUAUAAUUGUACACAAUUACAAUUGUGUUGUGAGAGGUAAAAUGUAUCAAGGCAAAAAAGGAUUAAGGGUAAAAAUCUAAAAGGUUAAAAAAAAUUUUGAUCCUAGGGUUGAUAUUCAAAGUGAAAUUUUCAAGUUCCAA
Molecule: messenger RNA, 1553 nt
Organism: Quercus robur (English oak)
Lineage: Eukaryota; Viridiplantae; Streptophyta; Magnoliopsida; Fagales; Fagaceae
Product: branched-chain-amino-acid aminotransferase 5, chloroplastic-like
Exons: 10
Coding region: 84-1319 (411 amino acids)
Biological process (GO): branched-chain amino acid metabolic process
Cellular component (GO): chloroplast
Molecular function (GO): branched-chain-amino-acid:2-oxoglutarate transaminase activity
Source: RefSeq, a predicted model, not a curated record